AGAGGCCCUGGGGGGCGGCCACACCUCUGUGGGGAGGAGAGGGAGCCUGCCCUGAAAGGAGUGGACAGCUCCGCUGCCAGUCUUCCCAGACUGAGAGUGUAAGAUGAGAAGGAGAAGGUGGGCCUCACCCAGGAGGGGAGGGCGCCCAGAAACUUCCUGCAGCUCUCAGCUCCGCCGCAGACUGCGAGCGAGAGUCCUUCCACAAACUUUCAGAGGCACUCGGGGUGUCGGGGCCGAGGGAGAAGCGAUCGGAGCCGUGCGUCCCCAGCCUGGAGCCGGGACACUGGCGUUUCCAGUUUGGACUGAGCUUUGAGCCUCGGAACUGACGGCGCCUCAGUUCACGUAAGCAUCUUGGAAAAUCGCUCGCUGUAACUCCGAGGGGGUGGGGGGGACCCAACUUGGACUUGUCGCCUGCGGAGAAAAUUUCAGGGAGGUGACACCCUGCAUGAGCAGAGUUGCUGGGACUCUCCCCUGCCUCCUCCCCAAGACUAGAAGCUUAGAGGUUUGUUUUUGUUUUUGUUUGUUUGGGCUUCUUGCCCCCCACCCCAGAGUCCACUCUGGAGAUCUUAAAGACUCUCGAGAAAAGCCACGUGGGGGGCUGGUUCCCCUGGGGUUUCCUCCCCUCCCCCGAUUGCCUGAUCCUCUGGAGUGUCCCUGAUGUCUGCAAAGAUGUCGAUCUGGACGUGUUAGUGGAGGCCUUAAGGCCCGUAGGCACCUUUAAGAAGAUCGGGAAGGUGUUCCGCAAAGAGGAGGACUCCACGGUGGGAAUGCUGCAGAUUGGGGAGGAUGUUGACUAUCUGCUCAUUCCCCGGGAGGUCCGGCUGGCUGGGGGCGUGUGGAGAGUCAUCUCCAAGCCCGCCACCAAGGAAGCUGAGUUUCGGGAGCGGCUGAUGCAGUUUCUGCAGGAGGAGGGCCGCACCCUGGAAGACGUGGCCCGAAUCAUCGAAAAGAGCACUCCACACCCACCCCAGCCCCCCAAAAAGGCCAAGGAGCCCCGAGUGAGGCGAGUCCCACAGAUGGUCACUCCUCCACCUCGGCUGGUCGUAGGCACCUAUGACAGCAGCAAUGCCAGCGACAGCGAGUUGAGUGACUUUGAGACCUCCAAAGUCAAAGGCAACAGGGGCUCCCAGAGGACCAGAAAGGUGCGCAAAAUGCCGGUCAGUUACCUGGGCAGCAAAUUCCUGGGCAGCGACGUGGAGAGCGAGGAUGAUCAGGAGCUGAUAGAGGCCUUCCUCCGCCGUGGGGAGAAGAAACCCAGCGCGCCUCCUCCACGUCGCCGAGUCAAUCUGCCAGUGCCCAUGUUUGAGGACAACCUGGCGCCCCGGCCGUCCAAGGCCGACAGAUGGCGGGAGUAUGUCAGCCAGGUGUCCUGGGGGAAGCUGAAACAGAGGGUGAAGGGCUGGGCGCCCAGAUCAGGCUCCGAGGUGGGCGAGGCCCAGCAGGCCUCCAUCGCAGCUGAAAGGGCUGGAGAAUUGAGACGCAGCCACACCAGCCGGGACGACAGCUCCAGAAACGCAGGAGAUGGGAGCGACCAGACACUGGGUACCAGACGCUGGAAGCCCAAGAUCAAGUGGGUCUCCUUGAGGAGGUGCAGGAGGGAGCAGGCGCCACCCCCAGCUCAGGAGAGAGCUGAGGGGCCCCCAGAGGCUGCCGAGAACCAGGGGGCAGAGGUUCCAGCUGAACGUGGAGCAGAGGCUGCAGCUAAUCCGAGGGCAGAGGCUGCAGCUAAUCCAAGGGCAGAGGCUGCAGCUAACCCGAGGGCAGAGGCUGCAGCUAACCCGAGGGCAGAGGCUGCACCUAACCCGAGGGCAGAGGCUGCAGCUAACCCGAGGGCAGAGGCUGCAGCUAACCCGAGGGCAGAGGCUGCAGCUAACCCGAGGGCAGAGGCUGCAGCUAACCCGAGAGCAGAGGCUGCAGCUAAUCUGAGGGCAGAGGCUGCACCUAACCUGAGGGCAGAGGCUGCACCUAACCCGAGGGCAGAGGCUGCAGCUAACCCGAGGGCACAGGCUGCAGCUAACCCGAGGGCAAAGGCUGCAGCUAGAAUGAGGGCAGAGCCUGCAGCUAACCCGAGGGCAGAGGCUGCAGCUAAUCCAAGGGCAGAGGCUGCACCUAACCUGAGGGCAGAGGCUGCACCUAACCCGAGGGCAGAGGCUGCAGCUAACCCGAGGGCACAGGCUGCAGCUAACCCGAGGGCACAGGCUGCAGCUAGUAUGAGGGCAGAGGCGGCAGCUAAUCUGAGGGCAGAGGCUGCACCUAAUCCGAGAGCAGAGGUCCCCGAUAACCAUGAGUUUGAAGCUGCAGCUAAUCAGAAGACAGAAGCCCUACCUGACCGGAGGGCAGAAGCCAUAGAUAGUCAGAGGCCAGAGGACCCAGCUAACCAAGGGGCUGGAGCUGCAGAAAAUCAGAGGGUGGAGGCCCCGGCAGACCAGAGGGCAGAAGUCCUCCAUGACCAGAGGGAGGAGGCUGGACCUCAGGCUCUAGCGGAAGCCUCAGCUGGCUCCAUUACCCUAGGAACAGUCUCGGGAUCUAGGGUCCGGAAACAGGUAAAGACAGUGAGGUUCCAGACCCCAGGACGUUUCUCCUGGUUCCGCAAGCGCAGGAGGGCUUUCUGGCACACUCCCCGGGUGCCAACCCUGCCCAAGAGAGUCCCCAGGGCAGGUGAGGCUAGGAGCCUCAGGGUGUUGAGGGCUGAGGCUAGAGCAGAGAUGGAACACAGAGAGCAAGAGGAACAGCUGUGAGGGGAGCCGCAGGACCCUGCACCAGGCCUGCCCUGGGGGAGCUGAUAGGGUGCCUCCCUCCCUUGCAGGCUCCUUCUACUUCCGUGUUUGAAAAUGGAGGCUGCAGAGGCAGGCAGCCCCUCCCACACCUUUACCUCCACUUUUCUCCCCCUUCUCCACCUUCUUCCUCCCCCCUUCUUUUUGAGACAGUUUUUCUAUGCAGUCCCGCCAGCCUGGUACUCCAUCUAUAAUUGGUCUCAAACUCACAGUACGCCCCUGCCUUAGUAUUCCAAGCACCAGGAUUGCAGGUGUGUUCUGCUACAUCUGGCUCUAGUGACCCUCUUCUCUUGUUUUUGUUUUGUUUAAGAGGGGUUUCUCUGUGUAGUCCUGGCUGGCCUGGAACUCACUAUGUAGACCAGGCUGGCCUUGAGCUCACAGAGAUCUGCCUGCCUUUGCUAGGACUAAAGGCACAUACCACCAAGCCUGCCUACCAUGACCCUCUUUAUGAUCCUGUUUUUAGUCUGAUGAGACCAUUCAUUUUUAGGGUGGUAUAGCUGUAGACACACUUGAUUUUUUAAUACGUUGAUUUUUCUAAAUACUGAAUAUAGCAUCUCAAAGAAUGUAAAGAAAGAAGUCCAUGGGGCCUGCUUGCCCGGAUGGUGUUUUAACUUCUCGCUAUGUAUCUUAAGUGCUCACAGCCUGGCAAAGGGAAAUGGACAGAGGAGGGGUUCUGUCCACUGUCUUCUGUCUACUUUGAUGGACAGCCCCUUUGCACUUAAAGAGAGGGCUCAAGUUGAUACACAAAUAAAAAUGUUUACAACAGUG
Molecule: messenger RNA, 3542 nt
Organism: Peromyscus californicus insignis
Lineage: Eukaryota; Metazoa; Chordata; Mammalia; Rodentia; Cricetidae
Gene: Ccdc8
Product: coiled-coil domain containing 8
Exons: 2
Coding region: 768-2738 (656 amino acids)
Biological process (GO): microtubule cytoskeleton organization; regulation of mitotic nuclear division
Cellular component (GO): 3M complex
Source: RefSeq, a predicted model, not a curated record